Molecule: messenger RNA, 601 nt
Organism: Carica papaya (papaya)
Lineage: Eukaryota; Viridiplantae; Streptophyta; Magnoliopsida; Brassicales; Caricaceae
Source: RefSeq, a predicted model, not a curated record
AGUUCCUCAUAUAUGGCAGAGACGCACAAUUAAUUUCGAAUUUUCAAACCCUUUCACUUCGAUAUAUCUCGACUCUUUCAUAAUCACCGUAAUACAACACUUCUGUUCUCCAAUGUCGCUACUAGGUCAGCGUAGACCGCUGUUGGAUGGCACGAUACUGCUGCUGGAAGACGAGAGCGAGUAUAGUGGAGACGGCGAGAAGGGAACGCCAGCGGUGAUUUAUGUACUGGGAAUGUUGAUGAGCUUGGCGUUGAUAGGAAUGAGUACGUUUGCACUGGUAUUUUGGGUGCAGGAAUCGAGGAUGAGAGGGCUUCAGCUAUGGACGAAGCUCUGGUUCGCUGCUUCUUCUACUGUUUUUCUUCUCUCCGUAGUUCAACUAGGUCUGCUGGUUUUGGAAUUCCACUUGUGCAAGAAGAUUAUGGAGUGUAAGGAGGUUGCAGAGGAUGAGGAAGAUUUAGAGGCUAGUUACCCCACAUACGAGGUCGUUCAAAGUUAGAUACAAAUGCAUGUAAUAUGACAUUGCUUCUGAAGUAGAUUAAUUAAUAUUGCGUGUAUUAAAUUAAUUACAAAAAUAAAUUUUGGUGACUUAGUGUCAUAAGUA